This is a messenger RNA of Haemorhous mexicanus (house finch), 6433 nucleotides long. It is a transcript of the gene TMEM201, whose product is annotated as transmembrane protein 201. The transcript has 11 exons. Bases 303 to 2042 code for a protein of 579 amino acids. Lineage: Eukaryota; Metazoa; Chordata; Aves; Passeriformes; Fringillidae. The record is from RefSeq and is a predicted model, not a curated record. Gene Ontology annotation, cellular component: nuclear inner membrane. Gene Ontology annotation, molecular function: actin filament binding; lamin binding. Gene Ontology annotation, biological process: nuclear migration along microtubule.
AUCCCCGGGGCACCGCCGGGGAACGCGGCUCCGGCCCAUCGCGCUCUCCCCGGCUUCUUUUCCGACGUCUUUGAGGCAGGGAAAGAGAAGAUCCUGCUCCUGUGGCUGGUUGGUGUGGGGUGAAGGAUGGAUUGCUGGGGAGCAGGAAGAAGCCCACGCACGUGACGGUGAACUGCUGGUUCUGCAAUCAGGACACGGUGGUGCCCUACGGGAACCGCAACUGCUGGGACUGCCCCAACUGCGAGCAGUACAACGGCUUCCAGGAGAAUGGAGACUACAACAAGCCCAUCCCUGCCCAGUACAUGGAACACCUUAACCACGUUGUGUCGGGCAGUCCAACUUUCUGUGACCCUACCAAACCACAGCAGUGGGUGAGCAGCCAAAUUCUGCUCUGCAAGAAAUGCAACAACCAUCAAACCAUGAAAAUCAAACAGCUGGCUUCAUUCUCACCAAGGGAGGAGGGCAAGUACGAUGAGGAGAUUGAGGUGUACAAGCACCACCUGGAGCAGACCUACAAGCUGUGCCGCCCGUGCCAGGCCGCUGUGGAGUAUUACAUCAAGCACCAGAACCGGCAGCUGCGGGCGCUGCUGCUCAGCCACCACUUCAGGCGCCGGGAGACCGACAAGAGCUACAGCCAGAAUCUGUGUUCAUCCUCCUCUUCCACUUCCAUCACCACACCAGCCCAGGUGAUACUUCUGCGGUUCCUGGCCUUCCUCAGCUGUGCAUUCCUGGUUCUGAUGGCCUUGUAUGGGUCAGGCGACCCCUUCUCCUUCAGCACAGCUGUCCCUGCUCCUGUGCCCCCUGGCCCCGUGUGGAACAGGACUGGUGCGAGCCCCCGUGCCGGCGGGGGCAGUGACAGUGACAGUGCUGGUGGCAGCCCGGGCCGGGGCUGGCGGGAGCUGCUCCGCCUGCUCCCGGAGCGCCUGCUGGAGAACCUGAGCGUGGCCUGGGCCUACGGCAAGAAUCACCAGAUGGCAGUGGCUGUGCUGGGGCUCUUCACCUGCCUGCUGGCCGUGUUCCUGGCUGGGCGCAUCAGGCUCCGGCGAAUCGACGCGUUUGCCUCGCUGCUGUGGUUCCUGGUGAUGAGCCUGCACCUGGCCGAGCGGUACCUGAAGGCAGACACGCCCAGCUGGCUGGACACGGCCAAGUUUGGCACCACGUCCCUGUGCUGCCUGGUGGGCUUCACCGCAGCCGUGGCCACGCGGAAGGCGACGGGCCAGCGGAGACCCCGGCCCCGAAGGUACCUCUCCGGGGACUCCGUUACUGUCUUUCCCAGCAGCCCUGGCACAGCCUUCCCUUCACCUGCCACGUCUCUGUUUGUCCCAACUCCACCCAGUAUCCUGCACCUGACAAACCAGCAGCUCUUCAGGUCCCCACGCAGAACGGCCUCGUCCUCCCUUCCCGGCCGCCUGAACAGGGCGCUCUCGCUGGGCACCAUCCCCUCGCUGGCCCGGGCAGAUUCUGGCUACUUGUUCAGUGGAAGCCGGCCAGCCUCGCAGUCAUCCCACUCCAAGGAAUCCCCUACAGCAGAUCCGCUCUCCCUGCUGGCGGCCGGCCGUGCCCCGUCCCGCCUGCCGUCCCCGGCGCCGUCGGUGGCCGGCUCGGUGACCUCCAGCUCGGGCUCGCUGCGCCUCCGCCGCCCGCUCAUCAGCCCCGCCCGCCUCAACCUGCAGGGACAGAAGCUGCUGCUGUUCCCGGCGCAGGGCGAGGCGCUGCUGGCCCCGAGCGGCUCCGAGGAGCACCCCCAGCCCGACAGCAACGCCUUCUCCCCCGAGCUGGCCGGCUGCCCCCGCAGGAGCCUGGCGCCGCCCGAUAUGAGGUCUGCUGUGGAAGGGGGGAGCGUUUGCAGUGAUAAUUCCAUCAAAAAGGAGGAUCACUCGUCACACUCAUCUACCUGUGUGGUAGACACAACUACCAAAGGGGAAGAUUUGGCAGGCUGGAGAGGUCGCUUUGGGACCUCUGCCCUCCGGGGGCUGCUGGCCGUGAGCCUGACCCUCAAUGCUGUCUUCACUUCAGCCUAUGUCUACAGGAGCCUGCGCUGACAGCUGCCAGCCCUCCCUUUCUCUCUGGUUCCACCUGGUCCUGAGGAGAUGAGAGCUACUCAACCACGGCUUCAUGGCCAAGGCCAUGCCACCGGUGCAUGCUGUUCAUUAAAAAACUACUGUACACUCAGCUGGCAUGAAAAGGAACCUGGGCAGCUGCUGCCAUCACUUCCAGGUAGAACAUAUCCCAGGACUGUCCCUGGAGAUGGCAGGCAGCAUUCCCAGCUCCAGCUCAAAGCAGGAGGCCAGUCCAAUGGCCCACACACUUCCUUUCAAAAGAACUGACCUGAGACACAAGCCUGAAAAUGUGUGAGCUGCGUUUUUGGGAACCUACCCCAGCUCUUCUUUCUGACAUAUUGACCUCGUGCUGAUGGUGCUGGUAAAAUGGGGAGAAUUAGAGCAAAAGAGCUGAACAAGAGGGAUGGCUUAGUAGCUGGUGCUGGGCUUUGGCUACUGUAGCAGCAUCCCCAGGCUCUGCUCUGUGGUUCCUCUUCUCUCUGGCAUUCUCCUCUAGGUUGUCAGUGAACUUUCUUUAGUUGCCUUAAGCUUUCCUAAGCACAUGGGUGACCUUGGCUGCUCUGUCAUGUUCUUGCAUCUUAGAUGUCCUUGUGCUUCCUGAGGCCACUUUCACCAGUUCCACUGUGGCCAUGCUGGUUCUCAGCCCCCUGUGUGUGCCUGUGUCCAGCCAGCCCUGUGGCUGCAGGGCUGCCCAGCCCCACACAGACACCCUGUGCUGGCUGCAGCAGAACCUGGGAGCCCCUGCUCUCUCUGCCCAGCAGGCAUUAACUGUGUUACUCUGAAGUGGCAAAAAGAAAGGAUCCCGGUGUGAUUUACACCACAAAGGGCCUCAGCUCACAGCUCUGCUGGGGUUUUCACUGAAGCAGUGAGGGGCAGAGCCUGUUGUUGCUGUAAAUGGCACAAAUCUGUUCUGUUAGGGGCAGGUGAGGAGCUGUCUGAUUGUAUACAUCUAUCCAGAAACCUGGCACCUCAGUCUGAUCUUGGGGUUUGCUAAGGAACUGUUUAAGAUAUUUCUUACUUAGUAAAAUGCCCAGGUGCUCUCAGUGAGAAAUGCCAAACCUGCUUCUGGACAAUUCAGCCUUCUGGAUAGAUUCUUCUUUUCUAGCCCAAGGAAAGUAGUAGAUUUUCUAAAGCAGUUUGUAAUUUGGGUAUUUCUGCUUUUGGGUAAGUCUUCAGCAUUGCUUAGAAUUCAGGGGCCAUUUAGAACAUUGUGCUGAACACUCAGAAUCAUUUAGUGCAUCGUAGGGAAAACCAGGAAAUCCUGAUCUUGAUGUUUUGGUUCCCAAAACCCAAGUGCAGAGAGAAGAUUUACCAGUGUAUGAAAAACACCUGGUGAGAAGAGAGUUGACUGGCAUUAGCUGUGCAUUUCCUGAAGCAGGACUUGGAUCUGUUUAGAGUUUUUCUGUUGUCUCUUCCUUUGGGCUCCUUUACCUCAAAUUUCAGUGCCCCACCCCACUGCCCUGUGUUUGCAUCCUGAAUUGGUGGUUGCUGUGUCUUUCCCUCCCUCCCAGUUCGCUGCUGUUCCUCUCUUGUGUUCCUGCAUGUGCACAGGACAAGGUGUAACUGCUGCUGACAUUCUCUGCUCUGAACCUGAGCCCCACCUCAGUGAUGAUCACCCUUCCUUUCACUUUGUUGGCUUUUUCUGUUGCAUGUUUUAGUUGAGCUCCUCCCCAGCCUCUCUUGGUAGCCCAUGGGAGCCCUAGCCAGACUGAUCAGUGUGCAUGUGACAGCAUAAAUGGGGCUUUGCUGCUGCUGAAAAACUGAUUGUCUCUGAGUUUUCCAAGUCUCCCUGCAUGGUUUGAGCUGCCCACUUCCAGCUGCUGCUCCUGCCCUCCCUGUGGGUGAGACUGGUCCCUGCUGUGCCUGCGGGGGAGGCCAGGCCUGCACACACACGUGCUGAUCCGAGGGGCUGAGGAAGGUCCCUCCUGACCCUGCCUCUCCCUCGGCCUCCUCAGAGAGCUGUGCAGGGCUGCACAGCCAGCACCUCCUGGACACAGGCCCAGAGCCACGAGAGACCUGCAGCACAAAGCUGGGCUGCAGAUGGAUGAUGAGUUCUAUUGUAACUUGCAUGAAUUGCUCCUUGUAGCCAAACUGGACCCAUAACCUUUUGUCCCUUUUAUGGACUUUGCACGCUCACCCAGGCAUGUGUACAGGCAGGAUGAUGGCAGAGCAGCUGCCAAGCUCCUCUUUCAGCCUCAGCUCUCUGGGUUUCAUGAUGUUCUGGUGCAGUGUGUGACGUGCCACUCACAGAUCCCUGUCCUACACAGAGACAAGCUGCCCGGAGAUGCUGUGGCUGUGCUUGUCCUUACCACCCAGCAGGUGUGCACUGUGACUUCAUGUAUGCAAACCCCCACUCCCACCUCCCAGCCUGCACUGAGUUUCACCACCACACUCGACCAGACUGCAAUAGCAGCCUUCCCCUCCUCUCCACAGCCCAGGAGCUGCAGCAUCUCCACAGCCCAGGAGCUGCAGCAUCUCCACAGCCCAGGAGCUGCAGCAUCUCCACAGCCCAGGAGCUGCAGCAUCUCCACAGCCCAGGAGCUGCAGCAUCUCCACAGCCCAGGAGCUGCAGCAUCUCCACAGCCCAGGAGCUGCAGCAUCUCCACAGCCCAGGAGCUGCAGCAUCUCCACAGCCCAGGAGCUGCAGCAUCUCCACAGCCCAGGAGCUGCAGCAUCUCCACAGCCCAGGAGCUGCAGCAUCUCCACAGCCCAGGAGCUGCAGCAUCUCCACAGCCCAGGGGCUGCAGCAUCUCCACAGCCCAGGAGCUGCAGCAUCUCCACAGCCCAGGAGCUGCAGCAUCUCCACAGCCCUCUUCCGCCCAGCCGCGUUCCGGAGCAGGAGCGCCGUGACUGUCCCUGCACUUCUGAGGCUGCUCUCUCAAACUGCUCCUGGGAGGGGUUUGGUGACCUUGUCCAAAGCAAUAGAGAGACUUUGGGGUUUAUUACUGAAGAGGGGAGUUUUUCAUUCUGGUGCUAGAACUCUCUCCCGUGGUGCUCUCACGGUUGUGAAGCCUUUGCUUGAGGAACACACGAGUGUGUGUGGGUGUGAGUGUGAGUGUGUGUGCAUGCAGAUGUACAAAAACAUUUGCAAGGUUUCUUCAUUUCAGAAGAUCUGAGCCCAUGUGUGUUGCUAUAUUGUUGGCCUUAAUCUAGCUCGUAGAUACUGUGUCUAUCUUGCUGCUCUUUUCUGUACACAGCUGGUUUGGAGGAAGCAGAAGUUUAUCUGGUCCCCUGUAAAAAUGUCUGUGACUGAUGAUGUUGAUCUUCAUACAGUGUUGUUCAGAGGGGAGAUUUUAUUUUUCUAAUACUUUUCCUACUGUAAAAAUCGUUGGAGUGUAUGGAGUGGGAAAGAUCUUUACAAAAUUUCCUGAUAAAGAUCUGAACAUGACUUAAUAAUACCAACAAUUAAUGAUGAGGUCGAGUAUGAAUGAGAUUUAUUUACAGACCUUUUCCAUUUCCUACUUUCCAUUGAAAAUGUCAAGGUACUUCUUCUUUGGCUAUGGGCUUGUUAGGCAUGUUCUGAGACCUUGCAGAUACUUUAGAUGAUUUUGCUGUUCUGUAUUAGAAAGAAUUUUUUAUUUUGGAGUCUGGUUCCACAGUCUGGGGAGUUUGGCAGAUGUGACAAAUAUUAUGCACACAUCUAUUUGAUGGGAUAGAGGGAGUGGGUAGAACAAGUUGCUGGUUUCUGAAGUUUAUCAUACAUUUUAUCAUAAAAUUUUAGACAUUAAAUUGGUCACUGGGGGUAGAAAUCUCAUUGCUGGCAUAUGUAGGCCAGAUUCACUGAAUUUUAGGCUAUUUGUUCAAGCAACAGAUGGGGCCUGUGAAUGUUUGAUUCCCACUCCCUGUUCCUGGGUGCUGGGAACAUCUGUAAAUCCCUGCUGAGCUGGCUGGGGUCCUUGUAACGGGGCAGCUGGACUGAAGGGCUUCUGUUGCCUGUGGAUGCUGCUAUAUUUUUCUUCCAAGCACCAUUCCUGGAAAUAACAAUGGUCUUAACCUCUCUCACAGGCAUUUGUUAAAAGGCUAGAAUGGGCCAAUUUGGCCAAUACUUUUUUUUUUUUUUUUUUUUUUAAGAUAUAUGUUGCAUCCAGAAAUUAAUCAUCACUGUGUUCUGGGGUGGGAGUAAGGUACAGAGUAUUUUUGGAUUGAAUGAGUAUCUAGAGAGGGUGAGGAGGACACUUUCAAGUCCUAAACCUUAUUUCCUGUGAAAGAAAGACUGUAUGUUAUAUGUGUGUGUUCUUUGGGGAGCUCUGUCACUGUACAGUUUAGUUAAACAUGCUCCAAGGAAGGACAAGCUGUUCCUCGGAGGUUUUUAGUUCAUGCUUUGUUUAAAGAGGAAUAUUUUUCUUUAAAAAAUAAAACCGGAUAAGUUUUCA